Cloeon dipterum is the source of this 3543-nucleotide messenger RNA. Its product is annotated as polycomb group protein Psc-like. The record is from RefSeq and is a predicted model, not a curated record. Gene Ontology annotation, biological process: negative regulation of transcription by RNA polymerase II. Lineage: Eukaryota; Metazoa; Arthropoda; Insecta; Ephemeroptera; Baetidae. Gene Ontology annotation, molecular function: promoter-specific chromatin binding. The coding region runs from base 224 to 3076 and encodes 950 amino acids. The transcript has 9 exons. Gene Ontology annotation, cellular component: PRC1 complex.
CAUUCGCUUUUAAGGGCACAGAAAGUCGGGAGUUGCCGCAGCGGUCGGAAGGAGAACACUGUGUUUCUGCUACCGCGCUCUUUUGCCGAGUGCACACUUUCCACACGGCCCACGGCCCUUCUCACCCUCGACCGGACCCAGGAUGCGUCGGCACUGAGUCGGCCCGACUGAUUUCAAGGUUGCGCUGAUUGAUUGGAUUCUACACCGCGAGAAAUUGAAAAAAAUGUCUCCAUCGAAGGUUCAGAAUAGGCCGCGCGUGAAAGAGUUGCGCUCGCAUCUCAUUUGCGGCAUCUGCAUGGGAUACUUCGUCGACGCCACCACCAUCAAUGAGUGUCUGCACACGUUUUGCAGAUCAUGCAUCGUCAAGUAUCUGGAUACAAGCAACUACUGCCCAAUGUGCGACGUGCAGAUCCACAAAUCCAAACCCCUGCAAAAUCUCAGGCCAGACAAAAUUCUACAAGACAUUGUGUACAAAGUCGUUCCCGGCUUUUACGCAUCGGAGGUAAAGAGCAGACGCGAAUUCUACGAGAAUGCCAAAGAAAAAGGUCUGUUAACACCAGAAGCUGACAGCUUGAUGACCCCCGAGCUGAGAGGCGAGCUGCACGCUGAUUCGCAACACUUCUCUCCUGACGAGAGCAUCUCGCUGUCACUCGAGUACUACACACACAAUGACGAGAGCAACAACGACGAGUCGCGAGAGAACGAAGACAAGGAGGAAGACGCCGAGUUGGAGGAAAAGCCAAAUCCGACGAGGCGCUACUACAAAUGCCCCGCCGCCGUGUGCAUCAGGAUUUUGAAAAAGCUUCUGCGCAGCAAGUACAGCUUACGAGAAACUGAUAAGGUUGACAUUAUUUACAACGGAGAGUGUUUGCCUGAACACUUCACCCUCAUGGAUGUUGGCUACAUUUUUACCUACAAAAAGAAGAGGCUGCUGAAGUUCUAUUUCCGGUUUUACUCAAAGCCCCCGUCAGAAACGGCGGCCGCCGUCAAGUCGGUGAAGAGGCCGAUCGCGGACAAUGCAGACAACGAGGUGAAACGCCCGCGCGUCAGCUCAGAAGAGGCGAGCGGCACGCAGGCUGCCGACGAGCGCAGCGCCGAGCAGCAAAUUUCGCAGCCAGUCGCUACGUCGACGCGCAGCAGCUCGCCAGGGCCGCUGGAAGAGCCGGAGAAACGGCCCGUCAAGGAAAAGUCGCCGGUGGCGCGGCUGCCGUCGCCAAAACGCAGCGUCGAGGAGGAGAAGAAGGAGCAGGACGCUCCGCCGGCUAAGAAGCCCAAGCUGGCUGAGGCCCCGGUGGUGGUCGAGACGGCGAAACCGGCGUCCGAACCGCCCAAGCCCAUUCAGCCAGGCCUCAAGCCGCCUAGUCAGACGUCGCUGCUGCUCAAGCAGCAAAUCGCUCAGCAGCGUGAGCAGCAGAAGAAAAUGCAGAUGAAGCAACAGCAGCAGCAGCACAUGCUCAAACUGCAGCGCCAGCAGCAGCAGUUGAUGAAGCAGGCCAAAACCAGCACCGCCGGACAGCCCAAAGCCCAGCAUCAGCAGCAGGAUAAGUCGGUGGUGAUGGUGAAGCAGAUGCCGCAGCUGCAGAAAAUGGCGGCCAAGCCGGUGGCCAAGAACGCUGCCAGGCCGGUGAUGCCGCAGCCAACGACGGCCAGCAUCGGCACGCAGUCCCUGCCGAUCGUGAGCAAAACCGUCGAGGCGGCCCCUGCGCCCAAGCCGAGCUCCCAGAGCUCCAAGCCGGCGCAGUCGAGCCAGACGGAGCCACCACCUAUCAACACGGCCGAGCAACGAAGACUCACCACUGACAUGAUCGAGAAGAAUAAGCUGCGACCCGUCGUGGUGAUCGAGCGGCACGGCAACGGGCGGCCCAAGGUCAAGCAGGUGCCCUCGCCCCUCAAGUUGCACCAGCAGAUGUCCAGGGAAUUCAACAAAGCCAUCGCCCCAGAACAGUCGAGCACCCCGAAAGCCUCACAGGCCACCACCACCCUGACGACAGCCCCUACGGACUCCGCCACGAAGGUGAAAAUCGUGAAAACGCCCACCCCGAGCCCUGAGACGACCAAAAAGCCGGUCGCUGAGCCUCCCAAGCAGGCUGCCUCCCCCUCCGAACCUGCAGGAGGGGAAACGCCGAAAGGUAAGAGCGGCGACGACUGCGCCUUGGACCUGUCGGGCAAGUCCUCCCGCAAGAGCGACUCGCCACGCAGCAGCGUCGGCUCCCCUUCGCCCCCGGCGCCCAAAAUCCCCUCCCCCGAGCCUCGCAAGUCCCUUCCCCAGCAGAAGCCCCCUCCACCACCUCCCCCUCCGCAGCAGACGCCCACCCCUCCACCCAAACCGCAGGCACAGCCGCAACACAGCAAACCGCCUGCAGCGGCGAAGCAGCCUGCGACUCACAGUCUGAAGAAGGACCAGAACAUCAUCAAAAUCGCGCAGAACAGCCUGAACGAGAAGUUCUCGUUCUUCCGGCAGUACUCGCCCGCGGCCACGGCCCAGUCGAUGGACGCGGCAGCCCUGAGCAAGAUCACUAGUUACCAUAACCUGUUGCACGACGCCCAGAUGCGCUCCAAGCAGCACCAGCACUUCAAGGCGUUGAGCCAGCAGCACCAGCAACAACAGCAGCAACAGCAGCGGGCGGUGCGUCCUCAGCAGGCCAAGCCGAGCACCUACGGCCCCAGGGCGGGCAGCCAGGCUCAGGGUCGAGACACUAUCCGCAUUCCCAUGAUCGGCAAAGCCAGCGCGGACUCUGCGACGCGACGCAUGCAAGACCUGUUCGCCAGCCCGCAGCCCAAGCCCGGGCCGAACCAGGCCGUGCGGCACAUCCCGAACCCGAGCCUGCUCGGCCGGCAGAACGUGAUGCGCAUGCAGCAGCCGCCGGCCAUGGACCCUGCCGCCGUGCGCAAGGACGAGAUCACCAUCACGCCGGCCCGCAACCCUGCGGCCGCCUCCACCGGCAUGGCCAGCCCGACGCACGUGUCGUCGCUGCGCAAGAUCGAGACGCUGACGCAAAGCCUCCAGCGCAGCAUCUGCGAAAGCAAGAUGGCCGCCGCUGGCAUGAGCGUCGUCGCCUCUGACGCGGCGCAAUAGCAUCCGGCCUUCUCGGUGUUCUACCCCGGCCCUGGCCCUGGCCCCGGCCUCGGCCUCGGCCCUGGCAGGUACCCUCCUCAGCACUUCUACUGCAACUGAAUACCAAAGAAUCGUCCCUCUCUGUAAAUAAAAAAAAACCCUCUGUGCGCGCAGUGAAUCGGAUUAGCGGUUGAACAGUACAAAAAAUUCGCAAGGGGACAGUUUAGUCAAUGUAGAUAUUUAUCUAACUAAAACAAUUAUAGUCAUCCUAGAAUGUAGAUGUUAUGUAAAGUGUCAUGUUAUCAGAAAAUCACUCUCGCUUCAUUAUGCCUGUUAUUAUGUAUGUGUUUGCUUUUGUAAAUUUCCAAAAUGUAAAUUGACUUUAAUAUCUGUAACUGUGUAAUAAUAUUGCGCUAUUCGUUUUUUGUCGUUAAAUGUAUCCAGCGUACAAAUAAAUAAACAGUUGCUGAAAGUGACAGAAAAAUUAA